Caenorhabditis auriculariae is the source of this 393-nucleotide messenger RNA. NCBI's taxonomy places the organism in Eukaryota, Metazoa, Nematoda, Chromadorea, Rhabditida, Rhabditidae. The record is from the annotation of a GenBank genome assembly.
AUGGAUCCCCCCGCAUGGGCUCAUGAAUUAAUUGAAGUGAGCUUUCAGCGUGAUAAUUUUUGCACGUUGAAACCUUGCAGACAAUCCAAAAACUGAGCAUUUCGCAUGAUGAAGCUCUACAAACAAUCGAACACCAAAGAGAGAGGGCGAGAUGGACGAACAUUGUGCUGUUCUUUUUGAUUUUUGGUAAUUAUUUAAAGUUCGAAAGAAAAGUCUCGAAGUUCACAAUGAAACGAUCGUUUUGGUCGGGCGAAUAGAUAAUCCAUUUUCCAAUCAUCAUAUGAAAGUUUUUCAGGAAUUGUCUUCCUGUUAGAGCUGCACAAUGGGGAGGAAGUUCAUCGUCAAGCGGAACAAAACGACGAGGACCGCUUGGGCGUGAAUGACGAACUCUAA